ACUGAUGAUUCUUAGCAAAGCAGACUUAGCCGGUCGACUCAUCGGCCGAUGCUUAGCGGCCGCCGUGGGAUUCAGCUUUGGCUGUGUAGCCUUGGUCAAGUCGAUCUACACCGUCGACGGCGGCCAACGGGCCGUGCUCUUCGACCGUAUCCGCGGCGUUCGCGAUUUCACGGUCGGGGAAGGGACGCACUUCCUGAUUCCGUUCCUACAGGAGCCGUUCGUCUUCGACAUUCGCACGCGACCCUUCGCCAUCUCCUCCAUCACAGGCACGAAGGAUCUUCAGAUGGUGAAUCUCACGCUUCGUGUCCUAUCACGCCCUGAUAUCAAUCGCCUUCCUGAAAUUUUCACAACUCUGGGGCAGAAAUAUGAUGACAAAGUCCUCCCUUCAAUUGGCAAUGAGGUUCUCAAAGCUGUUGUUGCACAGUUUAAUGCUGAUGAAUUGCUUACAGAGCGCCCUCAUGUUUCAGCCCUCGUGCGUGACAGUUUGAUGCGUAGGGCAAGUGAUUUUAACAUUGUGCUGGAGGACGUAGCUAUCACUCAUUUAUCAUAUGGUGCAGAGUUCUCCAAGGCAGUGGAGCAGAAGCAAGUGGCACAGCAGGACGCUGAGCGGUCUAAACUCUUGGUGGCAAAAGCAGAGCAGGAGCGGAGGGCAGCCAUUAUCAGGGCUGAAGGGGAGAGUGAGUCCGCUAAGUUGAUUUCUGAUGCUACUGCUACUGCAGGAAUAGGGCUGAUUGAGCUGAGGAUGAUCGAGGCGGGCAAGCACAAUGCUGCAUCCAUGUGGAGGAAUGGGAAUGUGAUGUAUUUGCCUGAUAGCGGCAGCAAUAUGGUCGUUGGUGUCAAUACCGGACACUGAUCACAAGGUAAAAUUAAUAGUUGCUGCUGUCUAAUGUGCAAAUGCGUGUAGAUAGCCUAUAGAAAGUAUUUUCAGGGCAUCUUAUGCAAAUUAUAGGCCUUUUUCUUCAUUCGCCUGGCCAAUAUCGCAUGUUGACUCUCUAGAGGGAAACAAUGCUCUAUUUAGGCAAUUUCUUCUACUAUGCAGAUUACUUGUAGUCCCUCCAUCAUUUUCGUUAUUGCUAGUCUAUUCGUUUCGGUUUCUGUUGUUUGGAGGAUGUUGUAGAUUGCAUUUGACAGGGGGAAGUUUCCUGAGAUUCUUCAGCAUCUUGGUUCUCUGACUUGCUGUAAUGUAUAGUUUCUCCCUCUACUCCUUUCCCAAGUGUAAAUGGGAACUCUUUAAACGCACUGAUCUUUUUUACAGCUCUGUCAAGUGAGAAUGACGAAUUACAUAUGAAUUGAGGCUAUUGUCUAGAGCUUGAGGCUGC
This is a messenger RNA of Sesamum indicum (sesame), 1319 nucleotides long. Its product is annotated as prohibitin-3, mitochondrial. NCBI's taxonomy places the organism in Eukaryota, Viridiplantae, Streptophyta, Magnoliopsida, Lamiales, Pedaliaceae. Gene Ontology annotation, biological process: mitochondrion organization. Gene Ontology annotation, cellular component: mitochondrion; membrane. The record is from RefSeq and is a predicted model, not a curated record.